Molecule: messenger RNA, 4151 nt
Organism: Austrofundulus limnaeus
Lineage: Eukaryota; Metazoa; Chordata; Actinopteri; Cyprinodontiformes; Rivulidae
Gene: shisa9a
Product: shisa family member 9a
Exons: 4
Coding region: 330-2054 (574 amino acids)
Biological process (GO): regulation of short-term neuronal synaptic plasticity; regulation of AMPA receptor activity
Cellular component (GO): postsynaptic density; postsynaptic membrane; dendritic spine membrane
Source: RefSeq, a predicted model, not a curated record
AGAUGGAUAUGUAGAGGGAUGCUCUUCUGAAAAACGCGCAGUCUGCACCUCCCUGGAACGGACGCGUAAAUGUGCGCCACGAAGGAGUUCCUCAUAGGGUGAAUCAAGUUCAAUCCACGGAGAUUCUUUGCAUUGUUCCUUCCUCUUUGUGAUUUUUUUUAAUUUAUUGUUUAUUUAUUUUUGGAUAAUGGUGAUAACGUUUUGCUGAAGAUGCUCAUCAGUAUGGAUGACGGCGCGUUGCUCUCCGGGUGGAUGUUUCCGGACCAUUCCACCUCCUCCCCAAGUGUUUGUGUUUGCGCGUGAAGUUGACCCGAGGACAAAGCGCAGCGAUGAGAGGGAAAUACUUUCUCCUCGCCUUCUUGCUGCUCAAACUUAUGGCUCUGGUGUGCAAGGCGGACGGGGAGCCCGGACUGCUGGGGGGCUUCGUCAUGAUUGCCACCUCCAACGGCUCUCGGGAGGAAGAGAGCGUCUCCGAGGAGACGCCGCACACCGAGGACAAAUGUCGGGGCUACUACGACGUGAUGGGCCAGUGGGACCCGCCGUUCAUCUGCAAAACGGGCAACUACCUGUACUGCUGCGGCACCUGUGGCUUCCGAUUCUGUUGCUCCUUCAAGCAAUCGCGGCUGGACCAGAGUGUGUGCAAAAACUACGACACCCCGGUGUGGAUGAAGACCGGACAGACCCCCUACAACAAGAUGAACAAGAUGCACGACAGCACCAGGGACAAGACCAACCUGAUUGUCUACAUCAUCUGUGGAGUUGUGGCCAUCAUGGCUCUGGUGGGGAUUUUCACCAAAUUGGGCUUGGAGAAGGCGCACCGACCCCAGAGAGAGAACAUGUCCAGGGCCGUCGCCAGCAUGCUGCAGGGCGGGCGUCCAGGUGAGCAGUACCGCGGUGAGGAGGCCRUAGGGAUGCAUUCGCAGCACUUUGUUUCCAGGACCGCAAACCUCCAGAGUGGCCAGAUUAACAACAACCUGGGAUCUGUCUCAAAUGUUGGCCCACCACAACCGUACCCAGCCCUCAGCCAACUGGCUCAUGUCUACGAACAGCAGCAGCAGCAGCAACAGCAGCAGCAACAGCAACAACAACAACAACAACAUCAUCAACAACAACAACAUCAGCAGCAGCAGCAGCAGCAAAACAAGGAUCUGAACAAAUAUGCCUCGCUGAAGGCUGUAGCUGCCAAGUACAACGGUGAACUGUACAACAAGCGACGUCUCAUGGUUGAGCUGCCAACAAAGGGUGGCCUUCCUCUCCAGCCGAUGGGAAACUCCAGACCCUCCAUGGGCAACAUCUCAUCAAUGACUCCUUCAAUGACCACCAACACCAUGGCUGGAAACCCUAUGACUUCCAAUCCAAUGAACCACACCAUGACACAGAUGACCUCAAUGGCUCAAAUGGCAUCUAUGGCAUCUUUGGCACCCAUGACAUCUUUGACACCUAUGACUUCACUCACUCCAAUGACCUCAAUGACUCACAUGACCUCCUUGGGUCCACUGACUCCAGAGCCUGUGGCCACCUACAUUACUGAGAUGCCAAGCAUCUCCUCCAUCUCCAGCCUCCCAACAGAGAGGCACAUAGCAGGCGCAGGAGGGGGACUCAAGCCAAAUGGCCAAAAACCCAAAGGCAGCCAUAGUCAUGCUGCCCACAGCUCAUACGGCUCUCACACUCAUGUUCACAGCCACAGUAGCAAGCCGCCAGGACUUGGGGCUACUUCCUUGGCACAUAUGGUGGGGACUAUGCCAGGUGGCACAUCCCUGGGCAUCUCCAGGGCUGCUGAGACCUCCUUUGGCUCAGGCUCAGCUACAAUGGGCCGCCCAUUGGCGUACAGUUCCAACACAAUUGCAACUGGGCAUGCAACUGGGUUUGGGAUAAAGGGCUGGGAUGGGACAGAGACGGUGGGCAGGCGGAAGAGCUACGGGCACAAGAGGCCUCAGUGUACCGUGCUGGAGCCGAACCAACUCCACAGCACCAGGGGGCACAGCCACAGCCAACACUUCCUCCCCACACAGCCCUACUUUGUGACCAACAGCAAGACAGAGGUGACUGUGUGAGGGAGGAGGAAAACAAAAACAAACAGAUGAAAGGAUGCAUGUGGUGCGGCAACACAAGUAAUCUCUGAGGGGAGACGCCAACUCCUGGAGGUGUUCYAAGUUGAAGAUCUCCUUGUUUGUGUGACAAAGUGGAGGUCCAUUGCUAUAACGUGUCUGAGUGGUCCAAAAACAGGGCUCACCAAUCAAAUCACUGAACAGAUAUUGUAGACAAGAUGAUGGUGCCCAAGUCGGUGGUAUCAUAGGGAACUAGCUUAAGAGUCUAAAGAGCAGGAAUGUCUGUGCAUACGUGGGAAUGUUCGAGUGUUGUCUCACAGCUAAAGUCUUCUCUGUAAUGAUGAUGUCUCAGUACUGGAAGAUGGAUACAAACAGAUGUCAUGUGGGGUAAACUUUUAAUGAUAACAUACGUUGGUUUUACAAACCAAACCUGAGAAGCAAUAUUACAGAUAAAACAUCAAAAUAUGUCAGAGUAAAGGAAAAAUCAUGUUUACCAUCACAAAACAAGUUUUCUAAUUUGUUUUACAAAACAGUGAACUAUUUGGGAGACAAAAUUUCUAUGAUUCAUUUCCAGAUCCCCUGAGGGCUUUGACGUUGACACACAUGACGAGGGUGUUGGGCUUUGGAUUGUUGACAAGCUUUGUACUGUGGCUGUUCAGAAGCGCCUUAUUAAGCUCCGCCACCGAAGGUCACCCCUUUUCCACAAGGUUCUAGCAGAGAUGACAGGGGCUGUCACACUGCAUUGUUCUGUCCUGAUCUCAUCUGUGUGGUGAAAGCUCACCCUAAGGAAGGAUGAAGAGGCACAGAAGCACCAUCUGGGUGAUGCUGUAGCUCAGUGUAUAAGCCGUCGUGAUCAGCAUCAUGUUCAUGUCCAAACACAGAAACGUGGAGGAACACAUUUCCACAUAAAGAAAGACUAAAGAACACCAGGUUUUGUAGGUUUUUUUUAAUAAUGCUAAUGAUUUGGGAGUUUAACAGUUUUAAAAKAAUCUGUGCAGGCUGUCUCUGCAUUUAAAUUAAUUGAAUAAAUUAAAACAUCAGAGUUCUCCAAAACUCAGAAGACCCUAAAUGUCUGAAGGUUAAUGAAAAUGGCAGCUAAAUUACUAAACUGUUAUUAUGUAAUUAAAACAGGUGUUUGUUUGAACCAUUGUUGCUAAAUAAUAACUGAGAAGACUGAGUGCUAAUUUUAUGCCCAUAUCUUAUGAUGCAAGAAGCAAAUAACUCAGCUUGAAACAAAAAUCAAAAACAGAAGAAAAAAACAGCUAGUCUGUCAAGUGCAAUAAAACAAAUCCAAGUAAAAUGUCAUCUAUUGUUACUCUAAUAUAAAACUGGAAAAAAAAUCCUUUUGUGUUGAGGGAGGUAAUGUGACAGAAUAAUCUUGACAUUGGUUUUAAACAGUGGUGUAAAACAUUUUCUUGAAGAAAAGCAGCAUUUGAUGUAGUAAAUAAAAGAAAGACAACAUGUCACCCUGAAAGUGGACAAAGUGGGACAUGGACAUGUCAGACAGCAUCUCUAAAAUAUGUCUGAAAUAGUCUAAACACAGACCAAACACAAGUUUAGAUCUUUUCUUCCAAAAGAGAAUUAUGCUGUAAAAAGUGAUGGGAAGUAAAUGUCUUAAUUCAUCUAUUAUUUCUUUACAUGUUGCUUCCAGGGAGGCAGACUUACUGUAAUUAUUUAAGUAUUUUCAACAAAAUYUUUCCGUUUUUCUUUUAGUCUUUGUCUGCUUUUUCUUUUAUUUUCUGUUCAGAACCUGACCAGUUUCAGAUGAAUUUUAAUCUUUUUUAAGACACCUAAUUUGAAGUCAUUCAGGUAUAAAAAGGAUCCUAAACUCAAGAAAUGAACCAGACAAUARAACAAAGAACCAGUUAGAUGAGAUUAUCAAACACUGUUGUGACAAACAUUUCACAAAGACAGUUUAUUUCUAUUUUUGUAGUUAAAUCUAUAAAGAAAAAUCUACAAUAACAUAUUUUGACACAUAAAUAGUAUUUUUACACCAACAAGAUGAUUCUCGAAGCAUUAGAUGAAAACCAGAUGCGUAAGUUUGCAUGUUCUCUCCGUGCAUGCGUGGGUUCUCUCCGGGUACUCCGGCUUCCUCCCACAGAC